AUGACUCUCUGCCUGAAUCGCCUCCAAGAGGAGCGGUAUGUGAUGUCUUCCAGCAUGACACGGUGUUUUCUCAGGGUUAUCCGGAAUAAUGCGCUAAUCUCUGUGUCACAUAGGAAGCAGUGGCGACGCGACCACCCCUUCGGUUUUGUCGCAAAGCCCCAGCGAACCAGCCAAGGCACCCUGGACCUGAAGCGCUGGGAGUGCGCCAUCCCCGGAAAGAAGGAUACCCUUUGGGAAGGAUGUGUGCUCAAGCUGGAUCUUAUCUUCCCGGACGGCAAAUUCACUCCUCCACUAUUCCAUCCUAAUGUCUACCCAUCCGGCACUGUCUGCCUCUCAAUUUUGAACGAGGAAGAGGCAUGGAGACCUGCGAUCACCAUCAAGCAGCUUCUACUUGGUAUUCAGGAUCUGUUGAAUGACCCGAAUCCGGAGUCUCCGGCCCAAGCCGACGCCUACAAUCUGUUCAAGAAGGAUCGGCCAGCAUACGAGAGACGUGUUCGACAGGUUGUUAAGGAGAACCCACCGAUGUAA
Molecule: messenger RNA, 528 nt
Organism: Penicillium canariense
Lineage: Eukaryota; Fungi; Ascomycota; Eurotiomycetes; Eurotiales; Aspergillaceae
Product: E2 SUMO-conjugating protein UBC9
Exons: 2
Coding region: 1-528 (175 amino acids)
Biological process (GO): protein sumoylation
Cellular component (GO): nucleus
Molecular function (GO): SUMO conjugating enzyme activity
Source: RefSeq, a predicted model, not a curated record